Molecule: messenger RNA, 2387 nt
Organism: Epinephelus moara (kelp grouper)
Lineage: Eukaryota; Metazoa; Chordata; Actinopteri; Perciformes; Serranidae
Exons: 3
Coding region: 1425-2387 (320 amino acids)
Source: RefSeq, a predicted model, not a curated record
GCAGGCACAAAAUCCAAACCUCAAAAAUAUCAGGACAGCUGCAAAAACAGGCAGGUAGCAAGUCUCAGGUAACAGAUUUCAGGUUGUGAAAUGACAAAUGCUAGCAGGCAAAAAGGCACGAGACACAUGGCAGCUUCAACAAUCUGGCAAAGUCUUGCGAGGAAUGAACCAUGUGCUACUGGGCUGAUUAGGGGAAAUGGAAGCAGGUGAGGAAGUGAGUGGGUGGGGAAUGUCAGGAAACUGGCUGAAGGAAAGUGAGAACAGGUGAGGAGCCGUUUUUGGUGGCUUCUGGUGGUUUGCAUGCUCACAUUGCAAGCCCUCUUUUUUGAUAUACAAAAUAGCAAUAAUCAGCACAAAUAAUACAGCACUCUCUAACUUACAGUGCUCUGUGUCUUUCUAUCAGACUUUAUCUGCCUAUUUAAUGACCCACACAUGACUGAGAGGUCUGAAUAAUGGGCAAUUACAAGCCAUGCUACUGACUGACACAGACCAACAGAGCACAGGUAGACUGCUGCCCAUUCAUUUUAAGGUUGCAACUUGUCAUGGUGUAAUCGUAGCUGCGACUCUUGUUGACUCUGGGUUCUACUGAGAAUGUAAAGCAGCUACAUAUUUUAGUUAACUUUGCAUUUGAUUUCACAAACAUUUUAUCUGUGACCAACAACACUGUUGGAUGGUUCCAGAGUAAAUUCUGGGGUUUUAGGAAUGUUAUGCAGCUAAUAAGUGUUCAUACAAGCUUUUUUAAUGCACCAGACGCUUGUGUUUUAUUUACUCUAUUAGUGUAUUUUAUAUGUUUAUGCUGAUUUUAUUUAAUUAGCUUGGGUAUUUUUGAUAUGUUUCAGCUGAUGUGGAUUUGUAUUGUAAUGAUCUGUCUACACUAAGCAUACACCAAGACAAAUUCCAGUCAGUGUUUCUUUGAAAUCUUAAUACAUUAUUAAAUCUUGUUUGUCUUUUCAUGAAAUCAUAUUUCGACUUUAUUCUUGUAACGUGUAUACUGGCAAUUUCUUUUUAAUGGUCUAUGUAUCUAAAGUCUAUCACUGUAUCUAUGGGUUAAUGGUAGUCAAUGCUAUGCAAAGCAGGAUACUAACAUGGCGUUGCCCAUUCCAACAUACACUUUUGCUGAUAGAUUGAAACACUCCUACAUUUGCAGACAUUGUAAUACUCGAAUACGAGUAAGAAUAAGAAUAAUCAGAAGAAUUACUUUGUUGGAAGUUUUCUUAACAGAGGAUGGACUUCGGCGUCGCAGACUCAGACGAAGCAUUCUUCUACAACGUGCACGGCGUACUGCUCCCAUUGUUUGGACCCACAAGAGAAUUGAGGUAUAGUGGAAAGUGGUUUUGUUGACUUUCUCUGAUGAGCAGUGGGUGCAGAAUUUCCGCAUAUUGAAGGAAACUUUCACGUAUCACUGUCAGUGGGUGCAACCACCGAUGGAGAAGCAGGACACAAAUUAUCGCCUGUGUGUUCCCCUCCAGCAAAGGGUUGCAAUAGCAGUCUGGAAACUUGCAACAAAUGCAGACUAUAGGAGUGUUGCCCACCUGUUUGGGGUAAGCCGUUCGACUGCCUGCAAGUGCUUGAAGGCCUUCUGUUCUGCUGUGGAGGAUAUACUGUGGCCUGAAGUUAUCCAGUUUCCAAAUGCGGACACACUUCAGGAAAUGGCUAACUAUUUUGAAAACACGUGGGGGUUGUCACAAUGUGUUGGAGCCAUAGACGGUUCUCACAUUCCAAUCUUGGCACCGCAGGAGUACUACACUGAAUACUACAACAGGAGAGGUUGGUACUCUAUUGUCCUGCAGGCAGUGGUGGAUGGGAAAGGACUUUUUUGGAAUGUGUUCACCAAGCUGCCUGGCAGCAUGCAUGACGCCAGAGUUCUUCGUAGAUCCGGACUCUGGAAUAUGGCUGACAGGAUCUUCGCAGGACGGCAUCGCGUCAUUGAGGGCCACGACAUGGGCUACUACAUCUUGGGCGAUGCUGCGUAUCCCCAGAUGAGCUGGCUCAUGAAACCUUUCAUGGAUAAUGGCCGCCUAACUGAAGAGCAGACCAACUACAAUGUCAAGCUCAGCAGAGCUAGGGUGGUGGUAGAGAAUGCGUUUGGGCGACUUAAGGGAAGAUGGCGAUGUCUGCUCAAAAGAAAUGACUGCAGCUCAGAUACAGUCAAGUCUAUGGUUGUCACAUGCUGUGUCCUCCAUAAUCUGUGUGAGAGCCAUGGGGAGGUCUUUAGAGAGGAAUGGGCUGAUCCUAUUCACUUCAACGAGCCUGAUGCACCACUGCUAGAUGGGGUAGAUACAGCAGCCGCCCGUUCCUCGUGCUUUGCGAGUGUCUUGAAUAGCAGUUCAGCCGUCGACGGCUGCAUCGGUGGAGCGGAGUCCUUUGUUCCCGGUUCACCGGUGUAA